Messenger RNA from Lathyrus oleraceus (garden pea), 1144 nucleotides. RefSeq names its product heavy metal-associated isoprenylated plant protein 26. NCBI's taxonomy places the organism in Eukaryota, Viridiplantae, Streptophyta, Magnoliopsida, Fabales, Fabaceae. Bases 70 to 540 code for a protein of 156 amino acids. Gene Ontology annotation, molecular function: metal ion binding. The record is from RefSeq and is a predicted model, not a curated record. The transcript is spliced from 2 exons.
GUUUACUAUAAAUAUUGAACUCUGAAGUAGAAUUUGUAAGACAGCAACAUUAUCAAACGGUUAUACACCAUGGGUGCUCUUGAUCACAUCUCUGACCUCUUUGACUGCUCUUACCGAAGAAGUUCCAAAUACAAGAAAAAGCGCAAACAAUUCCAGACGGUGGAGGUGAAAGUGAAGAUGGAUUGCGAAGGAUGUGAGAGAAAAGUGAAGAAAUCCGUGGAAGGGAUGAAAGGGGUGACACAAGUGGAAGUUGAACGGAAAGCAAACAAGGUAACCGUUACGGGUUACGUGGAGCCUUCCAAGGUGGUGAAACGAAUCGUGUAUCGAACGGGGAAAACGGCUGAGCUAUGGCCUUAUGUUCCAUACGACGUGGUUGCCCACCCUUAUGCUCCUGGUGUUUACGACAAAAAAGCACCUUCCGGUUACGUUAGAAACGCUUAUGAUCCUAACGUUUCUAGCCUCGCGCGUGCUAGUUCUGCGGAAGUUAGGUAUACUACCGCUUUCAGCGAUGAUAACCCCGCCGCAUGCGCCGUCAUGUGAUUCCUCAGUGACGCCGCAGCUAUCGACAGUAUAUAAUCCUAGGGAAAAUUUGUUGCUAGUUCAACUUUUGUCCUAGGGAAAAUAAUUCUGCAUUGCACUUUCUAGGAAUGAUGAGUUAUUAUAUAUUCCUGCUUUUAAAUUUUCCAGAAUACCAAGUCCAAUUUUUAUAGCAACAAAUUAAAACUACUCAUAUAGUAUAUUUCAUAAGUUCUUAAGUGCAAGAAACCAAAACACAGAGAUGAUGUUUGAGUAAUUGAAUUCAUUAUCAUUAAAUUCUAACUCUGUCAAUCUAAUAGUCAGUUUUUCACAUCAUUUCAAUUUCAUAAUAUGCCUAGUUUACAAAAACAUAUCUCUACUAAGCUAUGUCAGACUCUUUUCGCAUCGGAUGAUUGUAUCCAAACUCUUCCUCGGCUUGACUCAACAAGUCUUGAAACGACGGUUGAUUCAAGUAUGAUACUGGGAUCACAAAACGCUUUAGUUUCUCUCCAACAUACACAGCAACAUAUCCCUUUGGCACCUCUACACCUUUUGAAACUCCUUGUUUUGCAGAAAAUGAUGUGCUUCUGAUGAUACCAGGGAAGCGAAAACCCAUUACUAUAUGUGU